CCUGACAGGCGAUCCAGUGCAGCAUUCCGGUUUCCAAACGCACAGAAGCUCCGCUUUUUACAUCGCGCUAUCCCUUUCAGAAAUUGAAACCGGAGGGAACACGCUGGUAAAGAAUAAACAUGUCCGUGGGCAAUGACUUUGGAAACCCUUUAAGGAAAUUCAAACUCGUCUUUCUUGGAGAGCAAAGCGUGGGCAAGACGUCCCUGAUCACACGCUUCAUGUACGACAGCUUUGACAACACGUAUCAGGCGACAAUUGGAAUCGACUUCCUGUCAAAAACCAUGUAUUUGGAGGACAGAACGUCGGGUGUUUCUGACUUGCAGGUUCGGUUGCAGUUGUGGGACACUGCAGGGCAGGAACGUUUCAGAAGCCUUAUCCCAAGUUAUAUACGAGAUUCCACUGUAGCUGUGGUGGUGUAUGAUAUCACAAAUGUGAAUUCAUUCCAGCAAACUUCCAAAUGGAUCGAUGAUGUCAGAACGGAGAGAGGAAGUGAUGUCAUCAUCAUGCUUGUGGGCAAUAAAACAGAUCUGGCAGAUAAGAGGCAAAUCACUAUUGAGGAAGGCGAGCAGCGGGCCAAAGAGUUGAGCGUGAUGUUUAUCGAGACCAGUGCUAAGACAGGCUACAAUGUCAAACAGCUGUUUCGACGUGUGGCAGCUGCACUCCCAGGAAUGGAGAGUAUGCAGGAGACAAGCAAAGAAGGGAUGAUUGACAUUAAACUGGACAAACCACAAGAGCCUCCAACUGCUGAGGGCGGAUGUUCCUGUUAAUAGCCCAUGUCUCAUCUACAGCAUCAUUUACACCACAUGCUUGUUGUGUUGCUUCCUCUUGGUUAGCUUCCAUUUGUGUUUUUAGAUUGGAUAUUUGGCCUUCACAUCUGAUUUUCAGUAACUGGUUGGAAUCGAUGUUACAUCAAUUUCAAUUGUAAAAUAGUAUUCUUUAUUAAUGUUUUGUAAAAAUUUGAAAAGUUUAGGGCAAAAAUCAACAAAAAGUAAUCUAUAUCCAACAUGUAUACUUUUUGAAAAUGUUGAAUGGUAGAUUUUUCCCUCCUUGUUUUGUAUUUUUGUAUAUAAGGAAAAGCACUAAAACAGAUGUUGACAAGACCAUAAAAAGCAAGAUUAGAGCAAAGACAUCAAAAGCAAGAGGGCAAUUUAAACAAAAAAAUUAUAUAUUGAAAAUACAGCAAGCAUGAAUGUCAGCCAUUUUUAAAGUUAUCAUCUCAGUCCUGCUGGCUACUGUGCACAAGAAUAUGUGAACGCUGACUUCUACAUGUGACUCAAUGCAUUUCAUCAAAACAACUUAAUUCAGACUUUUUUCCUUUUCUUUUUCUCUUUGUGAAACCAAACUCAAAAGUUUGGAUUUCAGGCAAGGUUUUUGUCCUUCUAAGUUUGUGUAAAUAUACCUGACUGUGUCAUUUCAGAUAUCCCAAAUAUUUGCCAUAUUCCAGUGUAAAUGUCAUUUAUAUGUUUGUGUACAAUUUAUUGAAUGUUUACAGCAAAUCUUCUGAUUUCCUCUUCCUCUUCAAAUUGCUUGCAUUACGUGAGCAAGCUUCAAAUGAACCUAUAACCUGAUAACAAGGAAUGCUCCACCCUCUUCUGUAGAAUGUUUCUUAAUCUUUAACUCAAUAGUACAUUUAGUGUAUCGCAGAUAAUGUGACAGAGAAGCAAAUUACGCACAUCUAAACUUAGUCAAUCCACACAAUCCCACACAGAGUUAUUGAGCAUUGUCAAAUUCUAUUGUAAAUAUAUCUGCUGCUGUUUUCAAACAGGCUUUAAUAUUAGAAAUUCAAAGAUGGGACAUUCUUUCAAAAAAACUAUAGUUCACUUUUAAGAGUUAGCAUUAUGCAGCAUUAUAGUGUUCGCUUUAUAUAGGGACGCACUCAUGCCUACAGCUCCUUUUUGGGCCAGUAAAUUGUAGUGCACUGGACAGGAGGAAAUGUGUAUAUCAAGUUAUUUGAAAUGUAUUUCAUGUGAAUCCUUAAUGCACUUUUUCAAGAAAGAUGUAAAUGUUUAAAAAUUGCUGUCAAAUGUCUGUGCUUAAAUUUCACUUUAGAGGUAAAACUGUAGCAUACAUUUCUGUGAAAACCUCGAGGGUCACUGUACAGAUAAACUAUUGGUUAAACUGCAUCACAUAACGGCAGACACAAGUUGAGACUUUCUUUUUGUGACAGAGAGGAAAUGUUGGAGUUGCGAUGGAGCACUUGAAAAAUGCGCAUAUACGUAUGACAUCUGUGUCUGGAAUGGUACCAUAUAUAGCAAAGUAUGUGUUGAAAUACUAGUUUAUUCCUAUUAAAUCCAGCAGAAUUUUGUUGAAAUAGGAUACGAUAAAUUAUGCUGGACUUAAGUGACUAGUGACUCAUCCAUCACAGUAAAACCCCUUGCUUUCUGCCUAUGGAUUUGACAGUUGCUGUUUUAUAUGCCUGAUCUGCUUUUAAUGCAUCUCUUAGAUGCCCCUUUUAACCCAUAAUAUAGAAAGAUGCUCCAUGGAAACUGUAAAGGGAAAACCAGACUUUGUGAUAGUCUGGGUUGGGGUUGUCACUCCUAGUGUCAGUAUGCCUGUGACAGAGCCUUCUCAGAUCAAAGAGAGGUGCAGAGAGAUGCCACUUAGCUAUCCAUGGCUUUGGGGUAUUUAUUGACUGGCGACAUUUUGUUACAGAUCUAGUCAUUUUCACUUCUCAUUUGGAUUAAAACGGGGUGCAGAUAUGCUCCAUGUAUGGAAUCAUAUCAUUAGUAAACAUGUAAUACCAGUAGUCAUUGUGAUAUUGGCACAGCGCAUCAGCCUUGGGUGAAUGUCUGUGCGUGAGUUGAGUCAUGCUUUUGAGGGUGCAACCAUUCCCAGUGUAUACAAUAUGUUUUAGCUUAGUGAAGCCAGCCUGAUUGAUUCAGAGCUACAGUAGCUGUUUCAUUCACACUGUAUAGAAAUCUAGCAUGUUGGUCCAAAUCAGUAAAAUCAAUAAAAGUGUUUU
Messenger RNA from Xyrauchen texanus (razorback sucker), 2962 nucleotides. It is a transcript of the gene rab6ba, whose product is annotated as RAB6B, member RAS oncogene family a. NCBI's taxonomy places the organism in Eukaryota, Metazoa, Chordata, Actinopteri, Cypriniformes, Catostomidae. Gene Ontology annotation, molecular function: GTP binding; GTPase activity. The record is from RefSeq and is a predicted model, not a curated record. Bases 120 to 767 code for a protein of 215 amino acids. The transcript is spliced from 8 exons.